This is a messenger RNA of Trifolium pratense (red clover), 570 nucleotides long. RefSeq names its product secreted RxLR effector protein 161-like. The transcript has 2 exons. The record is from RefSeq and is a predicted model, not a curated record. Bases 1 to 570 code for a protein of 189 amino acids. NCBI's taxonomy places the organism in Eukaryota, Viridiplantae, Streptophyta, Magnoliopsida, Fabales, Fabaceae.
AUGGGAGAAUUUGAAAGUUCUAUGAAGGAGAAAUUUGCCAUGAUUGAUCUAGGCAAAAUGAAGGACUUCUUGGGUGUUGAGGUGAAUCAAACUCAACAAGGGAUUUUCAUACAUCAACAGAAAUAUGCAUAUGAAAUCCUCAGCAUGUUUGGUAUGGGAGAUUGCAAUGAAGUUUGCAGUCCAAUUGUGCCAGGGUGCAAGCUUGUGAAGGAUGAAAGAGCAACUAGACCUAAUAUGACAUUUUCUAUGUGCCUUGCUGCAAGGUAUAUGGACAGACCAACAGAAAUGCAUAUUGAUGCGGUCAAGAGAGUUCUGAGAUACUUGAAGUGCACAAUGAGUUAUGGAGUCUUGUAUAAAAAUAAUAGUGAAAAAAAAUUGAAUUUAGUAGGUUGGACAUAUUCUAAUUAUGCUGGAGACUAUGAUGACAGGAAGAGCACAUCUGGCUAUGUUUUCACCAUGGGUACUGGGUUAUUUCUUAGUCCUCGAAGAAACAACCUAUUGUCACUCUGUCAACCACUAAGCCAGAGUUUGUGGCCGCUGCAUCAUGUGCGUGUCAAGGAAUGUGUCUGA